CAAAUAUUCCCAUUUGUGGCUAUCUUUAAACCCUUAUGCACAUUACCUACUUAUUCGGUGUAUCUCCAUAACACACCCAUCGUCUAUUUCUUCAGGCGUCACCUUGUUAAAUUAUCAAAGCGCACCCAUCCAUACUCACGCAAACAAAUGUUGUUUAGAGUGAAAACAAUUGUACCAUUAGCUUUGGGGCUUCUACUUCUUCAUCUAUGUUGUGCCUAUGGGGGGAUUACCAGAAAAGACUUUCCAAAUGGCUUUGUUUUUGGAACCGCCUCUUCUGCUUACCAGUAUGAAGGAGCAGUGAAGGAAGAUGGAAGGGGUCCUUCUAUUUGGGACACAUUUGCUCAUAAAUUUGGUAAGGUGACUGAUUUCAGUAAUGCUGAUGUGGCAGUUGAUCAAUACCACUUGUAUGAGGGUGACAUAAAGUUGAUGAAGGAUAUGGGCAUGGAUGCCUAUAGAUUUUCAAUCUCAUGGCCAAGAAUUUUCCCAAAUGGAAGUGGUCAAAUCAACCAAGCUGGAAUUGAUCAUUACAACGCUCUUAUUAAUUCUUUAUUGGCCCAUGGAAUCGAACCAUACGUGACCCUCUACCAUUGGGACCUUCCUCAAGCACUACAAGACCAAUACAAUGGAUGGCUCGACACUCGAAUAAUAAAUGAUUUUGCAACAUAUGCCGAGACAUGUUUCCAGAAAUUUGGUGAUCGGGUGAAGAACUGGAUGACAUUUAACGAACCUCAUACUUUAACCGUACAAGGUUAUGAUGUCGGGCUUCAAGCACCAGGCCGUUGCUCGAUACUUCUUCGAUUGUUUUGUCGGGGUGGAAACUCGGCUAGUGAACCUUACAUUGUUGGUCAUAAUGUUCUUCUUUCACACGCAGCCGCCUUCGACAUUUACAAAAGAAAAUACAAGGCAAAGCAGAAUGGGCGCGUAGGGAUCGCGUUUGAUGUCAUUUGGUAUGUGCCGGGCACAAACAAGACCAAAGACGUUGAAGCAACCCAACGAGCACAAGAUUUCCAGUUGGGAUGGUUUCUCGAUCCUGUAAUGUUUGGAGACUACCCGAGCUCAAUGAGGACAAGAGUAGGAGACCGGUUACCAAGAUUUUCUAAACUUCAAUCGACUCUUCUCAAGGGUUCUAUCAAUUUUGUUGGUAUAAAUCAUUACACAACAUGGUACGCGUGGCAUAACUCAACUAGGAUCAUCGGCGUUUUGCUCAACGAUUCUGUUGCAGACUCGGGUUCCAUUACCCUUCCGUGGAGAAACGGGAAAGCCAUUGGCGACCGGGCAAAUUCAAUCUGGUUAUACAUAGUGCCAGAAGGGUUUAGAAGUUUAUUAAAUUAUGUCAAGAACAGAUAUGGGAAUCCUCUAGUGAUUAUCACUGAAAAUGGGAUGGAUGACCCAAACAGCCCAUUUAUCUCUCUCAAAAAGGCACUAAAAGAUGAAAAAAGGGUCAAAUACUAUAAUGACUAUCUCACAAACUUGCUAGCUGCCAUAAAAGAGGAUGGGUGUAAUGUGAAGGGAUAUUUUGCAUGGUCAUUGUUGGAUAACUGGGAAUGGGCUGCGGGUUAUAGUUCGCGAUUCGGGUUGUAUUUUGUCGACUAUAAUGACAAGCUCAAAAGAUACGCUAAGGACUCGGCUAUGUGGUUCAAGAAUUUCUUGACCGCGGGUUAGAAGAUCAACACAUCAGAUCAUUUGCUGGUCGUGUCUUCAUUAUCUAUGAAUACACGACUGGUAAACCGAAAGAAUAGCUUCUAUUAAUUAUAUUGGAUUUGUUUGUAUAAUAUACAUGAAUGACUAAUUAAUUUUUAUUUGCUUGCAUGCUA
Messenger RNA from Helianthus annuus (common sunflower), 1814 nucleotides. Its product is annotated as beta-glucosidase 40. Gene Ontology annotation, molecular function: beta-glucosidase activity. The coding region runs from base 148 to 1662 and encodes 504 amino acids. The record is from RefSeq and is a predicted model, not a curated record. The transcript is spliced from 12 exons. Gene Ontology annotation, biological process: carbohydrate metabolic process. NCBI's taxonomy places the organism in Eukaryota, Viridiplantae, Streptophyta, Magnoliopsida, Asterales, Asteraceae.